This is a messenger RNA of Rattus rattus (black rat), 255 nucleotides long. RefSeq names its product 40S ribosomal protein S21-like. Gene Ontology annotation, biological process: endonucleolytic cleavage in ITS1 to separate SSU-rRNA from 5.8S rRNA and LSU-rRNA from tricistronic rRNA transcript (SSU-rRNA, 5.8S rRNA, LSU-rRNA); endonucleolytic cleavage to generate mature 3'-end of SSU-rRNA from (SSU-rRNA, 5.8S rRNA, LSU-rRNA); translation. The transcript has a single exon. The record is from RefSeq and is a predicted model, not a curated record. Bases 1 to 255 code for a protein of 84 amino acids. Lineage: Eukaryota; Metazoa; Chordata; Mammalia; Rodentia; Muridae. Gene Ontology annotation, cellular component: ribosome; cytosolic small ribosomal subunit. Gene Ontology annotation, molecular function: structural constituent of ribosome.
AUGCAGAAAGACACUGCCGGCGAGUUUGUGGACCUGUAUGUGCCACAGAAAUGCAUCAGGAGCAACCCCACCAUUGCUGCCAAGGACCACGCAUCCAUCCCAAUGAAUGUGGCUGAGGUUGACAGGAGCACGGGCCGGUUUAAUGGCCAAUAUAAAACCUACAGCAUCUGUGGGGCCAUGCACAGGAUGGGUGAGUCAGAUGAUUCUAUUCUCUGGUUGGGUAAGGCUGAUGGAAUUGUCUCAAAGAACUUUUAA